UCUUUAUUUUCUUCUCCAGCCGUUAAGACUUUGGAUACCCAAUGGCUUGGCAUUUCCGUAAUUUCAUGGAAUUCCAAGCCCAAUACUGUUACCUUUGUUCUUAAAACCCUACGUGUGUGGAUGGAUACGCCGCCAAAGUCCCCAAGCAAAGCAUCAAACAUUGCAUUUUACCUUACAAUUCACGACAGCAGCGACAGAGUGGAAGGGUGAGCGAUGGGUCUGCUCUCGUGGUGGAAAGGAAGUGAGCCCAAAGCCGGAUCCAAGACCAGCCCGGAUCCGAAACCGGCCGAGUCUGCUCCGGGCAUGAACGGCGCCGUUGAGGUGCCUCGACCCCCCGCCGCCGCCAACAUCACUGUGUUCGAGUUCGGGUCAGUGGCGGCUUCAGGCGAUAAGGUCACUCUCGCCGGGUACUGCCCUGUCUCCGAGGACCUGGAGCCGUGCCGCUGGGAGAUCCUCCCCGCCAGUGGGUCGGAAGCGCCCCAGUUUCGAGUGGUCUUCUAAGCACUCACCCUGUGUCUGGGGGUGUCAAUUUACGGAUGGUCAAUGUAGUUUCUAAGCAAUCCAAGUUUUAUACAUUUUGCUUUGUGAUUUUCAAGUUUUGAUUUUUAAUUUGAAUGUUGUUCGUAACGGCUGAAUAGUGUCUGGUUUAUUCGUGUGUUGUAGAAAUUCACUUUUGCAGUUUCUUCUUAAUCUUGGGUUGCAUGGAAGGUCUGUCAAUGGUUGUGCAUUUGAAUCCUCUCCCUCUUCAAAGUCGCUUGUAUAGAAGAAAAUAAGGCUUUGUUUGGUAACGUUGUCCUGAUAAUAUGCGUUUGGUAUGUUGUUUUUAACGAACAAAUAAUUAAAAACACAAAAUACAAUAUUUAGCCCAGCUUCGGCAAA
Messenger RNA from Malus domestica (apple), 879 nucleotides. Lineage: Eukaryota; Viridiplantae; Streptophyta; Magnoliopsida; Rosales; Rosaceae. The record is from RefSeq and is a predicted model, not a curated record.